Symbiodinium sp. CCMP2592 is the source of this 882-nucleotide messenger RNA. Lineage: Eukaryota; Dinophyceae; Suessiales; Symbiodiniaceae. The record is from the annotation of a GenBank genome assembly.
AUGGCUGGCUACAAGAGCGCGAGCGACGACAAGGUCCCAGACGACGAGUGGAUUCGCCCGACUACCUGGCCACCGAGGAAAAGUGUGCUCGAGAGAGGCCCAGAUGCCCCGCACGUCGUUCUCUCCACGAAGUUCCAAGAGCCAUGGAAGACAAUCUCGAUCGGAGUCAAGGAGAUCCUGGAAGAACUGGGCUGCACGGUGUACAAUCCCAAUACCGACAACAAGGCGCGCUGGGGGGCCCCAAUCAACGGGUUGAAAGCUGUAGAAAGCGAACUUUGGAAGGAGGAAGCCGACUCCCGCUGGCUCCUCACUUUCCAGGAGAACUUGGAUCGCAUCGAGCAGAGCAAACGGGGCUUCGUGCUCCAGAUCCAGCAGGGAGGCUUCACCGGGUGCGAGGAUAAGCUGGCCCUAGCAGUGCAGAAGGCCCGGGAGCAGUGGGAGCAAGGCGUCAAGGACGAGGUGCAGAUGGUCUCCGAGUGCUUCGAACCGAUCGGCGGAGACCGCGAGCUGCCCGUCAACGACCAGGGCGAAAUCCAUGGCCGGGCGCGAUGCACGUGGCCGAACGGUGAUGUGUACGAGGGAGACUACAAGGAUGGCAAGAGGAACGGCACGGGAACGCACACGUUGGCGAGCGGCGCGGUCUACGUCGGGGAGUGCAAGGACAAGAAGAGGAACGGCAAGGGAACGUACACGUACAAGAACGGCGCCGUGGAGGUGGGCUUCUACGAGGACAACAAGGAUCCGGACAAGGGCCGUGGUGUGAGGCUCAGCGCGGACGGCAAGAAGGCCUGGCUCCUCAUGGAUGGCGAAGUCGAGCGCGAGGUCUCCGUCGCCGAGGCUCGGAAGGUGGCCGAGGAGCUCGGGCUGCCGCCCCUUCCGUGA